CGAUAUCUCUAACCGAAGUCCCUUAUUUUCAUACCAGCGCGAUAGACCUGUGUAUUUUAAUGACCAAAUGACCACCCCUAAUGCAACUGUUUAACACAGAUGCGUCUCAAAAACCACCCUUUAACAUCAACUUAAUAAGUUUAUUUGUCAACACGGCCACGUUUCUAACACCUUCAGCUCAGUCAUUGAUCUUUCUUGCCUGCACUCAUCUGAUAAGGAACUGUGCGAGAUAGUCUUAUCAAAGCUUUCGACACAUGCAUAUUCCACGAGUGUCAGUUGAAUAUAAAGCGCGGCUUGCAUGCGUUUUGCAUGCCUUAUUAGAAAGUAGCACGCAAAUGUUUGCCCACCGAUGUAAUGUGUAACAUGAGUGCGGUUAAACAUUGACCUGCAUCAUCCAGACUUGCCGGACUUCAUGUGUAUUGCCGCAGCUCUUCGUUUGUCAACAGGGGCUGGUUCUUGCUGAGCUCGUAGCUCCCCGGGAGCUGCGCGACAUUUGUAGCUGUUGCAAAACUCGCUGUGGGGAUCGUGAGGAUUUGUCCAUCCAUCACCGUAAGGAUGGCGUUGUUCUUAAAGGUGACACCGAGGAGCUUCCUGGGCCGCUGAGACGUGACUUGGGGCUAGGCAUCUCAUUUCCUAUGCCCCUGCUGGCCCAGACAAGCCAAGACAAUCUGCCCUCUAAAUGAGUACUGCCCGUCCGGUUGUAGGGCUUUGCCAAGUUGCCACCAUGAGCAAAUACUCCCAGUAUUUCAACAAGUCCCUCAUACAGGCCCACUAUAGCAAGGUCAAGCAGAUGUCUGAACUGGACAUAAGAGAGCGCAUGGAGAGUAAACAAAGCUUGAGCACCCUGAACAUUUUAUUUGUGAUAAUCUGCAGUAUCAUCAUCUUGGAAAACCUCCUGGUGCUCAUUGCUGUGUUUCGCAACAAGAAGUUCCACUCGGCAAUGUUCUUCUUCAUCGGGAACCUGGCCUUCUCAGACCUACUGGCUGGCUCCGCUUAUAUCGCAAACAUCUUCCUGUCAGGCCCCAGGACAUUUCAUUUAGUGCCUGUCCAGUGGUUCAUACGAGAAGGGACUGCUUUCAUUGCCCUGGCUGCCUCCGUUUUCAGCCUGCUGGCUAUCGCCAUCGAGCGCUACAUUGCCAUCACCAAAGUCAAAGUUUACGGCUCCAACAAAACCUGCCGCAUGUUCCUUUUGAUCGGAGCGUGCUGGGUGAUGUCCAUCCUUCUGGGAGGUCUUCCCAUUAUUGGUUGGAACUGUAUUAAUAACGUGGAAAAUUGCUCCGCUGUCCUGCCUCUCAACUCUCGAUACUACAUCCUGUUCGUCGUCACCAUCUUUAGCGUCAUCUUGCUGUCCAUUGUGAUCCUUUACGUUCGCAUCUACCUUAUUGUGCGUACCAGCCAACAAGAGGCCACCAAUUCUCCAGCUUACGCUCUCCUAAAGACGGUCACGAUCGUGCUGGGUGUCUUCAUCAUUUGUUGGUUGCCCGCAUUCACCAUCCUUCUCUUGGACACUUCCUGUUCGAUGGAACAAUGUCCUAUCCUCAACAAAGCUGGCAUCUUCUUCAGCAUCGCCACACUGAAUUCGGCACUGAACCCGCUGAUCUACACGUUGAGGAGUAAGGACAUGAGGAAGGAGUUCCUCAGGGUGCUUUGCUGCUGGGGGCUGCUUAACUGCGGCAGGCCGCCUCACCGCUGCAUGGUGCCACUCAAGAGCUCGAGUUCAAUGGAGCACUGCACCAACAAACACGAAAACCAGUCAAUUCCCAUCAUGCAGGACUGCACUACUUGCGUCUGAUUUGUCUCCUCAGUGCCCAGGUGUUUGAAAGACCCCAUCUUGGAGGCGAGGAAGACAGAAGUGGAUGAAAUGAGAAUCACAAUCAACAUCUUUGGACUCUCGGACAUUUCGAGCUGAUACCACAGCUGUGCUACCAGACUCCCAUGUGUCCUUGGUUGCUUCUAUCCUUGCAAAAGUUGCUGACCAUCACCACAUUUUAAGGCAAAGCCCAAUUCAAAUGGGAAUAUGCAUUUAAGCUCUUUGACGAAACCUGAAAAAUCAAAGUUGCACUUUGUCGACUUCUGGGCAGCUUGGGAUUGUAUGUUCCUCAUAUACCAACAUACCAGAAGUCGCAUACAAGACGUAUUCUAUCCACAAGUAGACUACCACUGUCUUGGUUGAGAGAUUCAAGUGGACAGAUUGAAUUGUAAGGAUCGACAAUGCACUCCAAGUGAGCCAAACUACCAUGCAUGCUUGCAGAACCUCUGCUAAUGUAUUUAUCGAAUUACUUGAUAUACAUAACACCCUUUGAUUACCGACAAUAAAAGUAUUCCGCUUCAUUGUAUUGCAUGAAAGUUUAACCUGUGUAAAAACUAAUAUGUAUGGCAAACCUAUGUACAAUUGUCAAUGUUACUCUUCGUCCAUCUUAACUCGCUUACUAUUUUAUUUUUUCUUCAACAUUCCUACAUUUUCCUAAGAGGAAAGCACAAUCAGAAUGUGAUUACUGAAUUCCCGAUAUGACGAGUUUCUCUCAGCAUGACAAUGCCGUAGCGUCGCUGCGGCAGCGUGCGCUUCGUUUCGUGCCCUCUUGACGAAUGGAACUGAAUUUAAGAAUGAAGUGUUACGAGCGAACGUUUUCGCUGAUCGACAGUAUUACCAAACAUCAUUGUCUCCUGUUGAUUAUUGAGCUUGCAACAACAAGAACGGGCACUCACUGUGAAGUCUUAAUGACAUUUUAAAGUUAAUUCAAAUUGACAGGAAACUCUUGAGAUUUGACAAAUUGAGCAUGCCUUUUUCUCUUUCAAAGGCAUAUUGGGGGUGUUAGGUGUUACACUGUCUUUUAAUAGGUCACACGUCUUCUAAAGAAACUUCCUGCAACCACAGGAA
Molecule: messenger RNA, 2878 nt
Organism: Labeo rohita (rohu)
Lineage: Eukaryota; Metazoa; Chordata; Actinopteri; Cypriniformes; Cyprinidae
Gene: s1pr2
Product: sphingosine-1-phosphate receptor 2
Exons: 2
Coding region: 680-1792 (370 amino acids)
Biological process (GO): sphingosine-1-phosphate receptor signaling pathway
Cellular component (GO): membrane
Molecular function (GO): sphingosine-1-phosphate receptor activity
Source: RefSeq, a predicted model, not a curated record